Messenger RNA from Mollisia scopiformis, 1203 nucleotides. Its product is annotated as putative aromatic peroxygenase. The coding region runs from base 1 to 1203 and encodes 400 amino acids. Lineage: Eukaryota; Fungi; Ascomycota; Leotiomycetes; Helotiales; Mollisiaceae. The record is from RefSeq and is a predicted model, not a curated record. The transcript has a single exon. Gene Ontology annotation, molecular function: peroxidase activity.
AUGCCAGGCGUCGACUCCAGCAUGCUUCAAGGAGCAAGAUAUGCAAAGCGCCAACAGUCGGGAGGUUCAAACCCAGGCGGACCAGCAACUUGCCCAAACAAUCCAGAUCACGUCCCAGCACCUGGCAUCACCGCAGAGUACCCAUACAACGGCGCGAAGAAUGGCUCGCAAGGUAAUGGCAAGGGUGGAUAUCAAGUUCCAGCUCCUGGCGACACUGCCCAUGCGUUUGUGGCACCUGGACCAAACGAUAUCCGUGGCCCCUGCCCUGGACUGAACACCGCUGCCAACCACAACUUCCUCGCCCACGACGGUAUUACAACAUUCAGCGAGCUCGUCGAUGCUCAGCAGAACCUGUACAAUGUCGGCUACGACUUGGCCACUCUCCUCGCUGCUCUUGGUCUCACUCUCACCGACGGAGAUCUUGUCACCGAGAAGCUUUCAAUCGGUUGUGAUGCUACCACCAGAACCUCUUGGAGCCCACUCUUAACCGGUUCAGAACCAGGUCUUGAUGGACACAACAAGUUCGAGGCUGAUACAUCGUUGACUCGAGACGAUUAUUUCCUCGGCGAUGGCGAUAACUUCUCUUUCAACGGAACUCUUUUCGGCAUGAUGACCGAAACUACCGGCGGUCUUUACAACAGAGAUGGCCUUGCCAAGUACCGAUACCAGCGAUAUCAACAAUCUCUUGCUGAGAACCCCAACUUCUACUUCGGCCCUCUCUCUCUUUUGCUCUUCGGUGCAUCUUCCUUUUUGUACGAGUUGAUGCCGUCCGGACCAGACUAUACUCCAGACGAGGCUACCAUCUCCUCCUUCUUCGGCGCCGAGAAGCAAUCAGACGGAACCUACACCUUCAACCACGCUGAGCAAAUUCCAGCGAACUGGUACAACCGAGUCAGUCCCUACACCAACAACGAUGUCGUUGCUGAGAUUCUUGCUCAAUACCUCGAGUACCCAGUUCUCUUCGGUGGUGCCACUGGCAACGGUGGCUUCGACCUCUUGAACUUUGGUAGCAUCACAAACGGUACUCUCGUUGCGGCUCCUGGCACAGCGACAUCUUGCCUCCUCUACCAACUCGCUACCCAGAGCAUACCAUCAUACCUCAACAGCAUUAUUACUCCCACGGUCGAUGCUCUCAAUUUUGUGGCUAGCAAGGUCGCUCCUCAGUUUGAGAACCUUGGCUGCCCUUCUCCACUCACCAAGUAA